AUGAAGUGGUGUUGUUUCUUAUUCUGGUUUGUCUAUCGGCUUAUACUCGCAUGCCUUCCGUUCUGUUGUUUGAAGAGUCCUAGUGAAAGUGUGCUUAGGUUCCUUGCGGUGUACACGAAUUGUGUUUACUUCACGUUAUGGAAAAGUUACGAUUUGCUUUGGUUUUGGAUGCAUCUGACGCUCUGUUCUUGUUUUCAAUCCCUGCGCCGUGAAAACUACAUCGUUGUAUGGAGUAAUCUCAUCUAUAAGCGUUACACGAAGUAUGCGAAUCGUAGCUACAAGGUAACUCUCGAAAGCCGGUGGUUCUUUUUGCGUUUGUUUACCUCAUUUGGUACGUUUAUUUUUGUUUCAGCAUUCGAUAUAUUGGCUCCAAACUACACCAAUACUUACGACAUACUGGAUGAGAAGAAAAGGGAAAGACGAGCGAAGAGAGAUCGAAAAGCGCUAACGCAGCGACUGCGUCGUCGCAGACGGGAAGAAUUGCGUGAGCUGGCCCGUCAAGAGCGGAGGCGGAAGAAGAUAGCCGAUUCAAUAGAAUUACUGCUUCAGCUCUUGAGAAUGAUGACGUCAUUUGCUGUGUUAGUAGGAAAUAUACGAAAAACGUUCAUCCCCGCUCAGUUCAAAUACCUUAAACCGGGACAGCAUGCGUAUGAUAAUUACGAGCUUCUUUUGUUGUUUAGGGUUACAACGUUUCUUGACGUAAGUAUGUUCUGGACGAACGUGAUGUGGGUGUAUUGUCUCCAGUGGCAUUUAUGUUGUCGCCUUGGUUUGCUAAGAUUCUGGGUUUGGCUGGCGAUUCUAUCCUUUGUCGCAAUAGUUGUAAUGCUCGCUCCAAUGAGCUACGCUAUGAACAAACUCGACUUGAGCUGGUGUCGCUUCCGAAUCAAUUCAACCUUAGAGAAGUACCAGCCAAAGUGGUGA
Angiostrongylus costaricensis is the source of this 921-nucleotide messenger RNA. The record is from the annotation of a GenBank genome assembly. Lineage: Eukaryota; Metazoa; Nematoda; Chromadorea; Rhabditida; Metastrongylidae.